Molecule: messenger RNA, 3691 nt
Organism: Salvelinus fontinalis (brook trout)
Lineage: Eukaryota; Metazoa; Chordata; Actinopteri; Salmoniformes; Salmonidae
Exons: 5
Coding region: 1215-2567 (450 amino acids)
Biological process (GO): monocarboxylic acid transport; transmembrane transport
Molecular function (GO): monocarboxylic acid transmembrane transporter activity
Source: RefSeq, a predicted model, not a curated record
CUGACAUUCUAUACUGUCGCCUAUAUGAAACAUUCUAUCUUAAAUACAAAAUGCUGGAGUAUAGAGACACAUUUUUUAGAAGUGCUCACUGUCCAAAAACGUAUGGAGUGUAUUUGCUUCUGCUGUGGAAAUGCAUUUUAUUACUAUCCAACUCUGAAAAAUGUGUUACAUUCACUUGCAUUCUCACACUCAACCAUGUUCUCUGUUUUUAAAGGUUCAGCUCAGGGGAAAACCAAUCCCUUUCAGAGCACAUGCACCCUAGUGAGAGAGAGAAGUAGGAGUUGGCAUACGUCGUGAAAACAGUGAAUCAAGCAUUACUAUGUAGUAGUACCGUUUACAACCUUCAAUGGUUCCUUCUCCUGUGCAGAGAGCAGGAAACCUGUUGAGAUACCAAACAGAUGGGGCAUGGACAGUUGAAAAGGGCUGUCAGAUGUUGUAAAUGGACUUAGUUUGCCCUAAUAUUCAUCAUUAAUUUCCUUCAGCCAAUUAGGUAAUGAUGAACAUGCCCGAUUCUCAAGGCAAGGGCAUAUUACACCAUUAAUGAUGGGGUUCUCUCCAUGUUGGCAUACACCAUUGACUCUAAGCAUACACACAUGAUUUAAUCAAUUAUUAGGUUGGGGGUCUUGGUCCAUUCCAUUCCAGUAAUGACAGUCAUGCUUAAUUUUGACUGCACAUUUUAGUGGUCUACGAUGGUUAUGUUGUAGGAUACAACCAACCUAAUACAACCAUAGAAUAGAUACAACCACAACUCCCUUUGCUGUAUGAGCUCCAGAGUGGCGCAGCCGUCUACGACACUGCAUCUCUGUGCUAGAGGCGUCAUAAGGCCCAUAAGGCAACACACAAUUGUCCCAGCGUCAUCCAGGUUAGGUGAGGGUUUGGCCGGGGUAGGCUGUAAAAUAAGAAUUUGUUCUUAACUGACUUGCCUAGUUAAAUACAUGUUAAACAAAAUAAAUUAGUUGUGAUCAAAGCCUCUCAUUGGCCAAUACAUAUCAUCAGCGAUCCAGGGUUUAUAUACUUGAUUGGUCGUGAUUUACAUAAUGAGCAUGAGCUCGAAGGGGAGUGUCCAACUCCGACAUGUAUAUAUAGAAGACCUCCCCGCGCUGAAAUAGAAAUUACGAUAUGGCCGGUAGAAGAGAACAGCAAUAUCUCCCAAUAAACCAGGAGGAGAAGCGCACGAAGUGAGGAGGCUACGAACCAGUCGCUGUAGAGCUGUGAUGCAGAGCCCUGGUAUGAAGGCCGGUGGCCCCCCUGAUGGGGGCUAUGGAUGGGUGGUGGUCACCUCAGCCUUCUUUAUCAUGGGCCUCACUACAGGCGUCCUUAAGAACUUCGGCCUAUUCUUCCUAGAGAUCCAGAACCACUUUGGAGUCCUCACCAGCACCACCUCAUGGGUCACCUCCACUAUGAUAGUCAUGUUUCACUUGGGAGCCACAGUUGCCAGUGUCCUGAGCAUGCACUGUACCCAGAGGGCAGUCAUCAUGAUGGGAGGGCUCCUCACUGCUUCAGGGAUGAUCCUGGCUUCUCUCGACCUCAGUCUUCCAUGGAUGUACCUCAGCAUAGGUGUACUGCAAGGUUUGGGACUUUCAUUUUCCUGGUUACCAGCCAACAGCAUAGUGAGCCACUACUUCCUGAAGUGGCGUCCCAUAGCGUACGCCAUAGCCAGCUCCGGGGAGUGUGUUUUUGCCAUGGUGUUCAGUCCUUUCUUCCAGUGGCUCAUCGAGGUCUACACCUGGCAGGGAGCUCUGCUUGUCAUAGGGAGCCUUCAGCUCAACCUUUGCGUCUGUGGAGCCCUCAUGAGACCUCUUGAAUCCAAACCCCAUAAUCCCACCAAGCCAAAUAAAGACAACCACCAGGACUCCAAAGCUGCUGAUGACCCGAUGCCUAAGAAGCUAAGCUUCCAGUGGACGUUGCUAAGGAAGCCAGAAUUGCUGCUCUACAUCCUGUUUGCCAUUUUCGCUGCUGCAGGAUUUUUCAUCCCACCUCUAUUCGUGGUUCCCUAUGCCACCAGCCUGGGAUUGAAGAACUACUGGGCGGCGUCCAUCUUGUCUGUGCUGGCAUUGGCUGACCUGCUUGGUCGUCUGGCCUGUGGUUGGCUGGCCAACCUGAGGCUGGUGAGGAACCUACAGCUGCUGACAAUGGUGGUCACUAUGUUGGGGGUAGUGCUACUGCUGCUGCCCAUUGGCAAGGACUACUCAGCCCUUCUGGUCUUCUCCUCGCUCUACGGUUUUCUGUUUGGCUGCGUUGUAGCCAUCCAUGUGACGUCUAUUGUGGACAUAGUGGGCCUGGAGGGGUUUGACAGCGGCCUGGGACUCUUCAUGCUUUUUAGAAGUAUCGGGGGCUUCAUUGGUCCACCUGCUGCAGGUUGGCUGGUUGACCUGGACAAAGACUUUGGUGCAUGCUUCUACCUGUCUGGAUUGGUUUUCAUCAUAUCUGGUGUGUUUGUGGUGCUGGUGGACCGACUUGUCGAGCGGAAGAAGGCCUCUCCCAGUGAAACCGAGCUAGAGGCCACUCAGGCCUUUGCCUACAAGAUGGGAGUGAAGCUGGUUGUUAGUGAGAGCAACUGCAAAUAAUGUUACUCUGUUUCAGGGGAUAUGGCAGUGAAUGUUUACAGUUCAUGAGCUCUUGGGAUGGCUUCAUUCUGAGCUUGUAUCACCUAGUCAGGUUUUUAUCUAUAUUAAGCUGCAUCACAGGAGUAAGUAAUGGAGGGUGUUGACAUUAUACCUGGUCAUUCACCCUUGUCAAGUUCCCGGUUUACAUAUGUUUGACCAGGUUGUACAGUAGUUUGUACCACUUUUAUUGACGUAUUUUAUGUACAUGAUUUAUUUGAAUGUUCACUGAUUUGUCUUGACAUUCUAUGUUAUAUACUUGGCAUACAGUAUACCUGUAUGAACAUCUAUAGGUAUUUUUGUUUUAAUCUCUGGUGCAAUGCAUGUAUUUUACCUUUAUUUUAAAUGUUUUUGUGGUAGACCUGCUAACACCUAUGCUUAGGCACAUCAUGUGAGUGAAGUUAAGUACUUUCGAUGUGUAGCUUUACCCAUACAUUAACCCGAAUGUCAUGUGCUUUAGGGUUAAUGAUAAAUUAAUGUUAUUAAUCCCCCUGUUACACAAUAGAAUAUUGCCCAUUGCAAUCUAGUACCAUAGCUGUGGCUCAGCACUUUACAUGUCACCAGUGCCUUCUUGUUAUUAUCUGUAUUACCCUUGAUUCCCCCCCCCCCCACCAGUAGACUAUUCAAAUAUAUCAAGUUAAUGGUUGUGCAAAUUCCUUCUAUCCACGUCAAAGGUUGUCAAUUGUUGCCACACCAUUUAGUCCUCCCCUGAUAACGAUGUUUCUGAAAUAAUGAUCAGUCUGUUUCAAAAGCUGAAUUCUGUAGCUUUCAAAUCUUCCUUCACCAAAAUGGGUUAAAGGAAGAGCAGAGGUGGCUGGUGGGAGGAGCUAGAGGACAGGCUGAUUGUAUUGGCUGGAAUGGAAUAACUUGAACAGUUACCAUGUUUGAUAUAGUUCCAUUUAUUCCAUUACAAUGAGCCUGUCCUCCUAUAGCUCUUCUGCUGAAGGUGGCACAUAAUCAGUGAGGCUACAGGCCCAGCAUUUCUUUUGUUCAAAACUCUCUGAUGGCAGUAACCAAGCCCAUUGUCUUUCUACUUUAGAAGAAUGACUAGGGGCUAGAUCUGUGCUAGCUGACACCCUCAAUGUUUU